AAGAAGUUAAGGAACUUCUCAACCAAUAUAUAGUCCAUUAUGGCCUUGAAAUGGACAUAAUAAACAUUUCAAAUAAAAUUUACUUCCGUACGAACGGAUACAAGGGACUUGUUGGUGCCUGCUUCAGGGCAAUUGAAACAGAAGUCAUGCCAGGAGAGUGUGAACUUUCAUCCGAUGGCUGGGUUGAAUAUUCAUCAACAAGGCUUAUCAAAUUUAUUAAAGGAAGUGGCGCAUUUAAGUCCAUUACCAGGGCCAUUAAUGGACUUUCCCAGAAUAAAACGGAUCUAAUUGGAAAUAUUUUACAUUAUAGUUCAUAUACGUGCCAUGAAUUAGAUGAUGAUGAAUUAGAUUUUCUUCUUGCUGAAGGAUUGAUUAGGUCCAAGGAUGUGAAUGAAGUUCAUAAAGAAUUAGAAUGUUCUUCACUAAUUCUUCGUAGCACCAUACUUUCCAUGAUAAGUGGACCCGAAUUUGAAGCCAUUAACCCACCAUUGUCUACGGAUGAAGUUGACACUCAAUGGCUAAUAGAAAACAUCAUAGAGCACAUCGCUGUACAACACGUGUUUGCCCAACAAGCUCUCAAUAACAACAACAGCCCAUCAGAAUACGCGUUUCAGGCAGAAUUCACUAGUAUCUUAAAAUAUUUGCUCUCCACGGUAUAUCCUGAUUUACAAUAUAGGGUUAUUGUGGAAGCAAGGGAUAAGGAUGCGAAUGAAAAUAGUCUGAAACGCAUUGAUAUACUCAUUAGCGCCAACAACCAACCAGCUUAUGGAUUUGAAUUAACAGUCGAAGCGAACCAAAGGAAAUUCGAUGAACAUGUGGUUCGUACAGUUUGUUAUCGUGAUAUACAUAAAUGUCGUAUAUUCGUAAUUAAUAUUUGCACGAAUGAUAAGCUGGUUGAUUACUUUGGACAAAAGCAUGAGGACGUGGUUCCUCUACACGUUCUCUAUAAUAUUGACAAAGGAACAGCAGAUAUAAUAUAUGAAGACCGUAAAAAAUUGGUGCACAUAAAACGGUCUUCGUGGCAAAUAAUGCUUAACUGA
Molecule: messenger RNA, 1040 nt
Organism: Dentiscutata erythropus
Lineage: Eukaryota; Fungi; Glomeromycota; Glomeromycetes; Diversisporales; Gigasporaceae
Source: the annotation of a GenBank genome assembly